Molecule: messenger RNA, 912 nt
Organism: Enterobius vermicularis (human pinworm)
Lineage: Eukaryota; Metazoa; Nematoda; Chromadorea; Rhabditida; Oxyuridae
Source: the annotation of a GenBank genome assembly
AUGGCAAUAGAUUGGUCUAGUCGUGUGGUGCGAACGCAGUUAACCUGCUUUGUCCUGUUAUGUUUCUGUCUUCUGCUGAUGCUGAUAGCAACUUUAACACCAGCGUGGCAGGUGGCUGAUGAUGUGGAUGCAAAUCAGUAUGUUCAAAGUGGUCUUUGGAUGUACUGUCCAGGAUCAGCCCAAUGUUGGUACAUAUUCAACGAUGACGCUGUGAACUUUUAUGAGAAAACUAAAGUGUGUCGGUUUUUCCUGUUUGGAGACUGUCGUAAAAAAUUGGUUCGAACACCUUACUUCUUUAGUUGGCAUAAAGCUGUAUUUAUAGUGAUGCUGUUUGCACUUGUUUUUGGUCUGAUAUCGGCUAUUAUUCUAGCAAUAAGUUUGUUUGGCAGAAAGCUCGUUCAGACGUCAACAAUCCUCUUUAAUAUCUUAACGUUCUUAACAUGUAAAGUUCUUCUCAUUUUGCUAGUAUCAAUUGGACUGGCCGUAUUUGUGACUAAUGCAGAAAUGUUAGAAUCAAAAUACCACAUUGGUGUCAAACAGACGUUUAGGAAAGAAUAUGGUUAUUCGUUUUAUGUGGCUGGAAUUUCGGUACUUUUUCUGCUCUUUUCACUUUUGGGAGGUAUUACUCUUGUUACUUAUGUAUUCUUCUCACGCGAAAAACAUGACCACAGUGCAUUACCUGGAAUGGAGGACGAUGAAAUGGAGUGGAAAAGAAGAAAUUUUAUUGAACGUAUGCAGGAACCAGAACCGCAGUUUGAUCAACCGAUUUCUGAAUAUAGUUUUCCUGUCUUAGAACAACAACUGUUUGACCAUCCUCCAAGACCAGGAAGUCUGAUGAACACGCACACAAUCAUUUCACAACACGAUCCUGAAUUUCGACAGCCUUCUAGAAUUUUUGAAAGCUGCUAUUGA